Molecule: messenger RNA, 3710 nt
Organism: Syngnathus acus (greater pipefish)
Lineage: Eukaryota; Metazoa; Chordata; Actinopteri; Syngnathiformes; Syngnathidae
Product: DNA (cytosine-5)-methyltransferase 3A-like
Exons: 25
Coding region: 442-2988 (848 amino acids)
Biological process (GO): negative regulation of DNA-templated transcription
Cellular component (GO): cytoplasm; nucleus
Molecular function (GO): methyltransferase activity
Source: RefSeq, a predicted model, not a curated record
GGGCGGAGAAGACCUGGUUGAGCGCGAGGGAGGGAGAAAGCGAGAGAGAGAGAGGGGGAGAGAGAGAGAGAGGUCGGGAGUGAACGCGAGGAGGGGAAAACGACGGCCGUCAGGGUCGGACGAUACGCAGAUUAACGAAGACACAUCAGCUCGCCGAACCGUCGACUCCGCGGCGGGCGGGCGAGCGAGCGAGCGAGCACACGGGGACGCGCCUCCGGGGUGAACGGGCUCCAGCUGACCCCCUAAUGAGGACAAGAUAGAAAAUGGAUGAAUGGAAUUGGAAUUUUGCAAAGGCGUCAGAUCAGGAGAGGGGAAGGACUGAGUGACUGACUGAUAGUCGGACAGUUUAAGGAGCAGUUUGAAUGACGAUACACCUGCUGCAUCUAAGGAACCUAGAUUUUCCUCCAUUUUUAUUUUUAACUUUCUAAAAUCGCUUUCGUCAUGCCAUCCAACAGUCCUGCAGUCACCGAACUGCCCCAGACACCAGAAAACAAAACUUCUAACAAUGUGAGUGAAGAUGGAGCAGACUUGGACAGUCCAGAGGAGGCGACUGCAGGGACCCCUCCAAACAAGCGGCGGGUGGGCCGUCCAAGCAGGAAACGCAAACAGUUUCUUCCUGAGAUGGCAACGUCUGACCCCUCAACUCCGCCGGGGGAGCUGGAGCACUCCCCUUCCCCUCGCAAGAAACGUGGGCGUCGGAAACUAGAGCAGAACGACAGGAAUAAGGAUGAAUCAGAUGACAGAAGCUGUGACUCCCCUAGAGAGGGUGAGACAGGGAGGUUGCGUAGGAAGCCGGUCCCCAGAGUGACUUUCCAAGCUGGAGAUCCGUACUACAUCAGCAGGAGACAGAAAGAAGAAUGGCUCAGCCGCUGGAAGAUGGAGGCAGAGAGACGGGCUUACAGGGAAGCUGAGAUCUGCAUGAUGGAUGACCUCACAUCAGAAGGUGACUUUCCUAAAGAGGAUGAACCAGCCAGUCCGGACCCUCUGCCAUCCCAGCAACAAACAGAUCCCGCCUCGCCAACUGUUGCCGUAACACCGGAACCAGUCGCCAGAGGAGACCAGGCGACGCCCAGAGAGAUCGAGUACCAGGAUGGCAGGAGCUUUGGCAUCGGCACGCUAGUGUUCGGAAAGCUGCGAGGUUUCUCCUGGUGGCCUGGCAGGAUUGUUUCUUGGUUGAUGAGCGGCCGUAGUCGAGCCGCUGAUGGGACACGCUGGGUCAUGUGGUUUGGAGAUGGCAAAUUCUCUGUGGUGUGUGUGGAGAAGCUCAUGCUGCUGAGUUCUUUCUCAUCUGCCUUUCACCAGCCCACCUACAACAAACAGCCCAUGUACCGUAAAGCCAUCUUUGAGGCUCUACAGGUGGCAAGUGUGCGAGCAGGACGACCCACUCCUUCCUGUGACCCAACUGAUGAUGUAGAUGGUGUGGAACCUCAGACCAGACAGAUGAUUGAAUGGGCCAUGACUGGCUUCCCACCCAAUGGCCCACAAUCACUGGACCCUCCUGAGGAAGAGCAGAAUCCAUAUAAAGAAGUCUACUCUGAGAUGUGGGCGGAACCAGAGGCCGCAUAUACUCCUCCCCCUGCCAAGAAACCUCGCAAAAACGCAGCGGAAAAAGCCAAGAUUAGAGAGGUGAUCGACGAAGGAACCAGAGAGCGACUCAUACAGGAGAUUAAAAAGAAAACCCGGAACAUUGAAGAUAUUUGUAUCUCCUGUGGAAGCCUCAGAGUCUCUCUGGAGCAUCCUCUCUUCAUGGGAGCAAUGUGCGUGGGUUGCAAAAAUUCCUUUUUAGAGUGUGCCUACCAGUAUGACGAUGAUGGUUACCAGUCCUACUGCACCAUCUGCUGCGGAGGCAGGGAGGUGCUCAUGUGUGGCAACAACAACUGCUGUAGGUGUUUCUGCGUGGAGUGUGUGGAUCUGUUGGUAGGAAUUGGCUCAGCAGCGGCAGCCAUCAAGGAAGACCCUUGGAACUGUUACAUGUGCGGGCCCCGAAACACUCACGGGUUACUGCGGCGACGGGAUGACUGGCCUUGCCGACUACAGCAUUUUUUCGCCAACAAUCACGAACAGGACUUUGAGCCAGCCAAGUUGUAUGCUCCAGUUGCAGCAGAGAAGAGGCAGCCAAUCAGAGUCUUAUCACUGUUUGAUGGCAUCGCCACAGGUCUUUUGGUGCUAAAGGAUCUGGGCAUCCAGGUUGAUAAAUACGUGGCGUCCGAGGUUUGUGAGGACUCCAUCACUGUCGGCAUGGUGAGACACCAGGGACGCAUCAUGUAUGUGGGCGAUGUACGCAACGUAACCCAUAAACAUAUCGAAGAGUGGGGACCAUUCGAUCUGGUGAUAGGAGGAAGUCCCUGCAAUGACCUCUCCAUAGUAAACCCUGCACGGAAGGGCCUUUAUGAGGGAACUGGGCGAUUAUUUUUCGAGUUUUACCGUCUGUUGCAUGAGGCUCGGCCAAAAGAGGGCGAUGAUCGGCCUUUCUUCUGGCUCUUUGAGAAUGUGGUUGCCAUGGGAGUCAGUGACAAACGGGACAUUUCUCGCUUUUUAGAGUGCAACCCUGUGAUGAUCGAUGCCAAGGAAGUCUCUGCUGCCCACCGUGCUCGAUAUUUCUGGGGAAACCUGCCCGGCAUGUCAAGUAGCCUCUCGAAAAUUCCUUCAACAAACAGACCACUGAGCCCCAUGACGAACGACAAGCUGGACCUACAAGAGUGUCUUGAGCAUGGUCGUACUGCCAAGUUUGAGAAGUUGCGUACGAUAACAACUCGCUCCAACUCUGUGAAGCAGGGGAAAGAUGAGCAUUUCCCUGUCUACAUGGACAACAAGGAGGACAUCCUCUGGUGCACUGAGAUGGAAAGGGUGUUUGGUUUCCCCGUCCACUACACCGACGUGUCCAACAUGAGUCGUCUGGCCAGGCAAAGGCUGCUGGGACGUUCGUGGAGUGUUCCCGUCAUCAGGCACCUCUUUGCCCCUCUAAAGGAGUACUUCGCCUGCAACUAGUCAUACAAUUACUCUCUCUGUUUCUCUCGGGCAUGCACUCUCUCUCAUGCUCUCUCUCUCUCUCUCUCUCUCUCUCUCUCUCUCUCUCUCUCUCUCUCUCAUGCACACACACACACACACACACACUUGUGACAACAGAUAACUGUACAUAGUACACAGCUUGUACAUGAAGGUUGGCUGACACAGAUUAAACAGAUGACCAGACAGACAUACAUUUACACCACACCCACUGCUAAGGACCUCGUCCGUGAUCUCAUAUAACAUCCUGGCUAAUCUUGGUCCCCAGGUGCUAUCUUGCACACUUCCGAGUGCAGUUUCUGUACUGUAAAUCACACUCAGACUUUCUUCCGCCUGACCUUAAACUGAUGUCUUCUGCUUUCCUGCAUUAGUUCCAGUCUCAACGAGGCACCAACACACAACAUCUCAAUAUAUCACCAAAACGUAUUAUCGCGUUGUGGAGGUGCUGUCGUUGCAUUACUAAUGCAAUGAAUAUAAAUAUCCAAACACACAUCCACAACACACCAGCUAAAACCCGCGGUGCUGGCCGGCCAGUCGUUAAAGGUCAAAUGGUGCCACUUUCAUGUGACAUUUUUACUGUUCUUGGUGCUCUUUGAGACGUUGUGGUCUCGGUUUGUUUUCAGUUGCUGCAAUUUGGGCAGAUUUAAGCCAAAUACUUCCAAUCAGGCACAGAGGUUAAACCAGCGUGUACUUGAGGGCUGUGG